UAAGUUUUGAAGAGAGUGUGUAGAGAGUAAUAAAAUUCAGGACUUCCAGGGGUUGAAUUCUCAGACAGGUUUUUGCGAAUCAGGGGUUAUUCCAACGAGAGGGAUAAAGACUAGAGAGAGAUUUUCUGUAAACCAGAAACGAGGUCUCUGUGAAUUUCCUGAAACUGGAGAGGCUUGUAGCUUUGAAGACAUGACCAGUAAUUCACAAUCGUCUGGGACCCAGCCGCUUUGGCCUCCGAUUGUUGGAUCAGCUGGUCCUCCUCAGAACUUUGGCCCACCCAUGUCUAUGCAGUUUCGGCCCGUUGGUUCUCAACAACAAGGACAGCCUUUUAUUCCUCCAGGGUCUCAACAGUUUCGGCCUGUUGGUCAGGGAAUGCCUGUACCAAAUGUUGGACCGUCUCCUCAGAAUCAGCAGCUCCCUUUUCCUCCAUCAAUGCAUCAGUUACAUCAAAGACCUGGUCAGCCAGGUCAUGGUCCACAGCCAUCACAAGCAAUUCAGAUGCCAUUCAUGCAGCAAAACCGGCCUAUUACCUCAGAGUCGCCUCAGCCUCACCAAAACAACCAGCAUAUGCCAGGUGUAGGUGGCAGUGGGAUGCCUCCUUCCUCAUAUACCUUCGCACCAUCUCCCUAUGGCCAGCCUCAAAAUAACAUUAACGCAUCAUCACAUUACCAGCCAAUCUCUCAAAUGCAUACAGGGGUUGCACCUGCUGGUGGACAAACUUGGUUGCCAUCGGGACCUGUUGCCACAGCAAUGCAGGGCCAGCAAUCAUCUGCUACAGCUGCUGCAGUUCCAGCAACAAAUCUUCAACCAAAUCCCUCCAUUCAGUUGUCAUCAGAUUGGCAAGAACACACGUCUACUGAUGGCAGAAGGUAUUAUUAUAACAAGAAGACAAAGCAGUCUAGUUGGGAAAAGCCUGUUGAACUAAUGACACCAAUUGAGAGAGCUGAUGCAUCCACUGAUUGGAAGGAGUUCACUAAUUCAGAUGGAAGGAAGUAUUAUUACAAUAAGGUUACCAAGCUAUCUAAAUGGACAAUACCUGAAGAAUUGAAGUUGGCUCGCGAGCAAGCAGAGAGAGAAGCCAGUCAAGGGGUUCAGUCAGAAAGUGCUUCGCUUUCUCAACCCCAAGUGUCUCUCACUAUUCCGUUGCCCGAAGCAUCUAUACCAUCAUCUGCACCAUCUGGGACAACAACAAGCCCUGUUUCUGUUGCGCCAAUCGUUGCCGUUGCAAAUCAACCCACUAUUGCAGCUUCUGGAUCACCAUCCCUUCCUGUUCUGUCAACAAAUGCUGCUGGAGUUCAAUCUCCAGUUGCAGCUGUCACUACCUUAUCUAAUUCUACUUCCAGAGAUGGUGGAGUUCCAGUUGCCACUACACCAGCUGCGAGUACUUCAGAUAUUGCAAAUUCUUUAGAUGGUGGAGCUUCUAUCCAAGAUUUAGAGGAAGCAAGAAAAGGAAUGGCAGUUGCUGGGAAAAUUAAUGUUACCCCAUCCGAGGAGAAGGCAGUUGAAGAAGAAACCUUGGUUUAUGCAAAUAAACAGGAAGCUAAAAUUGCAUUUAAAGCGCUCUUGGAAUCUGCAAAUGUGGAAUCUGACUGGAACUGGGAGCAGGCUAUGAGAGUAAUAAUAAAUGACAAAAGAUAUGGCGCCUUAAAAACACUUGGGGAGCGGAAGCAAGCGUUUAAUGAGUACUUGGGUCAGAGGAAAAAGCAAGAGGCUGAGGAAAGGCGUGUUAGACAAAAAAAGGCUCGGGAGGAAUUUGCAAAAAUGUUGGAAGAAUCAAAAGAGCUUACAUCAUCCACAAGAUGGCCCAAAGCUAUGAUAAUGUUUGAGAAUGAUGAGCGGUAUAAAGCUGUUGACCGAGCCAGAGACCGUGAAGAUAUUUUUGAAAAUUUUACGCUGGACCUACAGAAGAAGGAAAAGGCAAAAGCACAGGAGGAGCACAAGAAGAAUAUAAUGGAGUACAAACAAUUCCUGGAAUCUUGUGAUUUUAUUAAACCCAGCAGCCAAUGGCGGAAAGUUCAGGAUCGCCUAGAGGAUGAUGAAAGGUGCUCACGGCUUGAAAAAAUUGACCGCUUAGACAUCUUUCAGGAAUAUAUACGGGAAUUAGAGAAAGAGGAGGAAGAGCAGAGGAGGAUUCAGAAGGAGCAAUUGAGACGUGCUGAGCGUAAAAACCGCGAUGAGUUCCGCAAGUUGAUGGAGGAGCAUGUUGCUGCCGGCGAUCUCACUGCUAAAACUCACUGGCGCACCUAUUGUAUGAAGGUAAAGGAUUUACCAGCUUAUAUGGCUGUGUCAUCUAACACAUCCGGUUCAACACCAAAGGAUUUGUUUGAAGAUGUUGCCGAAGAGCUGGAGAAACAGUACCGGGAUGAUAAAACUCGAGUGAAAGAUGCUCUGAAGUUGGGAAAGAUUACUAUGUCGUCUGCUUUGACUUAUGAAGAGUUCAAGGCUGCUAUUGCGGAGGAUCUGAACUCCGUAUCAGAUAUUAACUUGCAGCUUGUAUUUGAAGAGCUGCAGGAAAGGAUCAAGGAGAAGGAAGAGAAGGAGACUAAAAAGCGACAACGUCUGGCUGAUGACUUCUCUGAUCUAUUACACUCAAUUAAGGAUAUAACAACAUCUUCAAAUUGGGAGGACUGCAAGCCACUAUUUGAAGACAGCCAAGAGUAUAGAUCCAUUGCAGAAGAGAGCGAUAAGAAGGAGCUAUUUGAGGACUACAUUAGACUUUUGCAAGAAAAGGCUAAAGAGAAGGAACGGAAACGCGAUGAAGAGAAGGCAAAGAAAGAAAAAGAAAGAGAUGAUAAAGAGAAAAGGAAAGAGAAAGACAGAAAGGAGAAGGAGAGAGAACGCGAUAGGGAUAAGGAGAGGGAACGCUCUAAGAAGGAUGAUACAGAGAGCGACACUGUUGAUGCAUCUGAUGUGAAGGAGGAGAGAAAAAGGGACAAAGAUAAGGAUAGGAAACACCGAAAGCGACAUCAAAGUGGGGCAGGUGACAUGAGUUCUGAGAAGGAGGAGAAAGAUGAUUCAAAGAAAUCACGAAGACAUAGUAGUUCUAGGAAAAAAUCAAGAAAGCAUGCAUACACGCCUGAUUCAGAUAGUGAAGGUGGGCACAAGAGACAUCGGAAAGAUCAUAGAGAUGGUUCCCGCAGAAAUGGCACUAAUGAGGAGCUUGAAGAUGGGGAACUUGGAGAGGAUGGGGAGAUACGUGCGAACAAAGGCCAUCCCUGAGUGUGCAAAGAAUCCUGCUUGAGCAGUUCCUUUUUGGUCAAGAAAGUUAUAUCCGGAGCAUCUUAUCAAAUUCAGCUGCAUGGAAUAGCUUACCAGGUAUGAUGUAAAAAUGGAUUUUAGCGAGAUGCCUUGGAGAUGUUGAUGAUAAUGCUUAAAAUGGUUAUCUUAGCUGAUCUCUCAUACCAAAAGGAGGAUAUCUUUGAUAGUGAUUUUGUGAACUUUGAGAUUCGGAAAUAUGUCGGAUGUUUUGGAGUUGGAAGGUUAGUUUCGACUUUGGUAUGGUUCACCUACAUGGCUAACAUUUACAAAUAAAUAAGAUACAUUAAAUUGCUUUUACUUGUUUUUUUA
Papaver somniferum (opium poppy) is the source of this 3568-nucleotide messenger RNA. RefSeq names its product pre-mRNA-processing protein 40A-like. Gene Ontology annotation, molecular function: RNA binding; protein binding. The record is from RefSeq and is a predicted model, not a curated record. The coding region runs from base 191 to 3220 and encodes 1009 amino acids. The transcript has 30 exons. Gene Ontology annotation, cellular component: U2-type prespliceosome; U1 snRNP. Gene Ontology annotation, biological process: mRNA cis splicing, via spliceosome. NCBI's taxonomy places the organism in Eukaryota, Viridiplantae, Streptophyta, Magnoliopsida, Ranunculales, Papaveraceae.